CAUGUGCGUCAUGUUUUUCUCUCUGAAGUUGCAUGCAAACAAGCGCAGGCAUUCUCCAGUGAACUCAAGUCCGCGUGCGUGGACACCUGGUAUCGGAACGAGACAGCUGAGCACACAACCCAUUCUCAUCCAACGGAACGUGAACGUAAGAACAUAAGGCUAAAUGGUAACCUGUGUUGCGUGGUCCAAUCAAGUUGAUGUUGCGUUAAAUAAGAGCAGAGCUUUGCUGGCUUAAGCGCAGCAGCCGUGUUUAGAUUGAUAUCGGCGAGUUAUGAACUAAGCGCGCGUGCGUAAACAUCGUUUUGCGGGACAGAACGAUAGAUUGGACCAGUUCCUGUGUUGCGCAGGUGUCCAAUUUACUAGAAAAAAGGAAAACUUUCCUCAACGCCGGAGAAUAAGAAGUUUUGGUGAAAGUUUAUGCGCUGACAUUGGUUCAACCCGCUAACGAGUGGAUUAUCAUCGAGGAGAAUUGCUGUGUUCCGGAACGAAUUAAAAAAUCAUCUAGCUGGUUGUUCGGUGUCAGAAUGUUAUAACAACAUUUUCAUUGUUGCAGCGAUAGCAUUGAAGUGAUUUAUAACUGUGAUUUAUAACGAAACUAAGUGAUGGUUAAUGAAAGCGCUCAAAUUGAUUGUUAGCGGUUUACUCUCGUGUGAAUGUGAUCCAAGCAAAGAAGAAUUACACGCUAGUUGUGAAUGUAAUGAAUUCAUGGAAUCUCAAUUUAAUUUGGAAUACAAGAAGUUAGGAAGAGACAACGGGAAACCAGGAUUACGCACUGUCCGCUCAGAUGGCCCAAAAACAUGACGACGAGUUCAUGAUCGUCAGCAUCUGUCUAGCUGGCGGGAUACUCACGUUUGCUCUGAUUUACUUCGUAAGGAAAUAUUUCCAGGGUGGUCAGUUCAAGAACAAGGAUAUACGGCUGGACGCCAAGGUGGUUAUCAUAACUGGGGCGAACUCGGGCAUUGGCAAGGAGGCGGCAAUUGAAUGCGCCAAACGGGGUGCUCGAGUGUAUAUGGCGUGUCGAAACGCCAGUCGGAUGGAGAAAGCUCGACAGGAGAUCCUGGACAAAUCUGGCAGCCAGAAUGUGUUCGGUUUGGAGCUUGAUUUGGCCUCGUUUCAGUCUAUUAAGAAAUUUGUUCAAACUUUUCUCAGCAUGGAACGACGCCUGCAUGUGCUAAUCAACAACGCCGGGGUGAUGACAUGCCCCAAAGCCUACAGCAAAGAGGGUUUCGAGAUGCAUUUUGGUACCAAUCACUUGGGGCACUUUCUGCUCACGAAUCUAUUGCUAGAGCUGCUGAAGAAGUCAGCUCCCAGCAGAGUCGUCACGGUUUCCGGCUUCGGCUACAAGUGGGGACGCAUUGAUAAGAACGAUAUCAACAGCGAGAAAGACUACCGCGAGUGGGUGGCAUACUCACAGAGUAAACUGUGCAAUAUUUUAUUCAGCCGACGGUUGGCCAGAAGGUUACGAGGGACGGGGGUGACCACAUACUGUCUCAAUCCUGGACUGAUCAAUACAGAGUUGAUGAGACAUUUGAAUCGGUUUCUGAUGAUUGCUGCGAAGCCAGUAUUCUGGGUAUUUUUCAAGUCGGCCAAAUCGGGAGCACAAACUACGCUGUACUGUGCAAUGGAGCCCAGUAUUGCGAAAGAAACCGGCAAAUACUAUAGCGAUUGUCGGCUCAAAGAACCGCGAGCUCAUGCCACGGAUGACGCAAUGGCAGAAUGGCUGUGGAAUAUUAGCGAGAAGCUAACGGGACUGAAUCGGUAGGAAUGUAAAGCAUUUCACUUUUCAGAGAAUGGUGAUUUGUGGUGGACUUCAAGAGUGUAUGAGACAGGUAACCUUUGAGUAUUACUAACAAUAAGAACGAUUUGCAUCAUGCGAACAAGUAUAGAGUUAGAACGACCUCUGCUGUGCUGAGGUUUACAUAAACGAAGUGGAUUGAAACAGAACGAUGAAAAUUCAAUAAAGUAAAUCUAAAAACAACAUUGUUUUGGGGGAAUUAACUCGAAGACAAUAAAUC
Molecule: messenger RNA, 2015 nt
Organism: Toxorhynchites rutilus septentrionalis
Lineage: Eukaryota; Metazoa; Arthropoda; Insecta; Diptera; Culicidae
Product: retinol dehydrogenase 12-like
Exons: 7
Coding region: 785-1762 (325 amino acids)
Source: RefSeq, a predicted model, not a curated record